AUGUUUAUCUACAACUUGUCGGAACAAUACGAACUUCAUAAAAAAAUCAUAUGGAAUAUCGUGAAUUUGCCGAGUAGUAAACCUACGUUAAAUAAUCGUUGUCCGGAAGAAAGGUUUCUAUUGUCUUGGCUGCAAUAUCAUUACGAGCAACAACGUAUGCGAGAUUGGAUGACCGAUCGGCGUGUAAUCUUGAAUCCGCAAGAGAAGCAGGAUAUAGCCGAAUACCGCGUGAUCCAAAAUUUUCAUCGUGAUUUAUCAGAUAGCUUAGUGCUAAUCGCCGUUACCGCAACCUACUGUCCAUUUCUAAUCAACGAAUACUUUGGUAAUAUAUAUAUUUGUCCGAGGGACAAAAGAGAGGCAUUACACAAUGCUAUUUGUUUGAUUACUGCUUGGAGAAAAAUACGCCUUGGGUUUAUGAUUACUCCGAUGCAACUAGUUAAUCCGAAUCAAGUGCAAAUGUUAAUGCUGGUCGUUUAUCUUUUUCAAAUACUACCAACAUAUAUGCCUCGUGCCAAGAUUAAAUUUAACUGUUCACUAUCCCACACCGUAACGAAACGGUUCAAUAUUUCGAAUCCAACAGACAACACUGUAAAUUAUUUACUUUCGUUUGUAAACAAUAUCAAUCAUUUUUUCACCAUUUUAAAGCCCGUGUCAAUUUUACGUUUGAACGCGCACGGUAGUGGUCAAAUACAGAUACAAUUUCACGCCAGAAAAAUAAAAAAAUGUAGAGCGUACUUGUUAUUUUGUGGAUAUGGUGUUGGACCAUAUUUCGGAAGAAAUCAAACUAUUAUUUUAGAGGGUUAUAUCGAUAAUUUAGAAAUUUCUAACAAAUACACUAUACAAAGUAAGCUCUAUGAAAUUAUUGAUACAAGUUUGAAAAUCAAUAUACCCUAUCGGAAUGCAGCAGAAUACGAUAUAUGGAUGACAGAAGAACGACCAAGUCAUCUCUCAAUCCUAAAAAUGGUACAGUGGUGUGAAUUGCGUGCUAAAAAAAUACCGAGAAGGCUUUUCUUGAAUCAGAAAUCGAUAAUCGUCGCUGAAGGUAUAUCAGAAGUGCUUUUAUCGAUCAGUGUAGCGUGCAUUGUGCCUGAACAACGAACAUUUUGGUUGAUUUUUCAAGCAAAGACUGGUGACUUCAUUAUUCAAAUAAAUUCAGUUUGGCAAGCAUCAAUCAACGAUAACAUCGUUGUCGAGUGGAUGAAUCAAGGAGAAUGUGUUUGCUCAAGUCAGCAAAGUUACAUAAAAGAUAUUUGUCCGUUUAACAUUAACAUACUUAUACCAUCGCGAAACAUUCAGCUCUGGAAAUGUGUUGCUGAAAUGUUUCAAAAAACUCUUGAAUCAAAAGAAUGUCAAUUCUGGUCUAAAUACUUAGGUACAUAUAUCGAACUACAUUUAAUACGAUGGUUGAUGGGAAAUGAUAUCGAUUCUGCGACUUUGGAAUUUAUUCAUAUCUUUAAUACCGCAGUCACAUAUAAAGUCACAAUUUCAGACAAAUCGAGUCCUCUUGUUGUACCAGAAUUUUUCACUAUACAAGAUGUAAGACCAUCCUAUCAGCAAGUUCCGAUGAGCAUACAUGUUCUGCCAACGAUGUCUCCAAUGUAUGAAACAACUAUUUCUCUUACAUCUCUAGAUGGCAAAGAAUUUCGAAUAUAUACCAUUGUAUGCUUACAAUCAUAAAGGCAAGUCAUCGUUAAUAUAUAAUUGUGUAUCGAUUGAAUAGAAACAAAUAAGAAAACGGGCUGACAGUCAAGAAACAGAACUGAAGAAUCAUUUCAAAAAAUUUCUUUA
Messenger RNA from Camponotus floridanus (Florida carpenter ant), 1788 nucleotides. RefSeq names its product cilia- and flagella-associated protein 47-like. NCBI's taxonomy places the organism in Eukaryota, Metazoa, Arthropoda, Insecta, Hymenoptera, Formicidae. The coding region runs from base 1 to 1677 and encodes 558 amino acids. The record is from RefSeq and is a predicted model, not a curated record. Gene Ontology annotation, molecular function: protein binding. The transcript has 8 exons.